Charadrius vociferus (killdeer) is the source of this 777-nucleotide messenger RNA. RefSeq names its product ribosomal protein S3A (gene RPS3A). Gene Ontology annotation, biological process: translation. The annotation marks the transcript as partial. Lineage: Eukaryota; Metazoa; Chordata; Aves; Charadriiformes; Charadriidae. Gene Ontology annotation, molecular function: structural constituent of ribosome. The record is from RefSeq and is a predicted model, not a curated record. The transcript is spliced from 5 exons. Gene Ontology annotation, cellular component: cytosol; ribosome.
AGGGUUGAUCCUUUCUCCAAAAAGGACUGGUAUGAUGUCAAAGCACCAGCAAUGUUUAAUAUCCGAAACAUUGGGAAGACACUUGUCACCAGGACUCAAGGAACUAAAAUUGCCUCUGAUGGCCUGAAGGGUCGUGUAUUUGAAGUGAGUCUGGCUGAUCUGCAGAACGAUGAGGUUGCCUUCCGUAAAUUUAAACUGAUAACUGAGGAUGUUCAGGGCAAAAAUUGCCUGACCAACUUCCAUGGAAUGGACCUCACACGGGAUAAAAUGUGCUCCAUGGUCAAAAAAUGGCAGACAAUGAUCGAAGCCCAUGUAGAUGUCAAAACUACUGAUGGCUACCUACUGCGCCUCUUCUGUGUGGGUUUUACGAAGAAGCGUAAUAACCAAAUCCGCAAAACCUCGUAUGCCCAGCAUCAGCAGGUUCGACAGAUUCGCAAGAAGAUGAUGGAAAUCAUGACCCGAGAGGUCCAAACCAAUGACCUGAAAGAAGUUGUCAAUAAGCUGAUCCCAGACAGCAUUGGCAAAGACAUAGAGAAGGCGUGUCAGUCCAUUUACCCUCUUCACGAUGUCUAUGUCCGCAAGGUUAAGAUGCUGAAGAAGCCCAAGUUUGAAUUGGGCAAGCUGAUGGAACUGCAUGGUGAAGGUGGUGGUGCUGGAAAACCUUCUGGGGAUGAGGCAGGCACCAAAGUAGAGCGUGCUGAUGGAUACGAGCCGCCCGUGCAAGAGUCUGUCUGAAACUAAAAAUUGAUUGAAAAUAAAAGUUUUAAUAUACAGAAC